AUGUCAAAGUCGUCAAUUGUCAAGGUUGCAGUCACGCAACAUGAACCGGUGUGGUUCGAUCUUGUGGCUACUGUGGACAAGACCUGCAAGUUAAUCGCUGAGGCAGCGAGUGAAGGUGCACAAUUGGUUGCCUUUCCUGAGGUGUGGAUUCCGGGGUAUCCGGCUUGGAUAUGGGAGCGGUGCGCCGACGAGUCGCUCGCGACCAAAUACAUCAAAAACUCCCUAUCAUACAACUCGCCCGAAAUGGCCAGAAUCUGCGCCGCAGCCCGUACAGCCGGUAUCGCAGUAGUUCUCGGCUUUAGUGAAAACGAUCACAACAGCUUGUACCUGGCUCAAUGCAUUAUCAGCGCCUCAGGCGAAAUUCUGAUGAAGCGACGCAAGAUUAAACCAACUCAUAUGGAACGCACUGUGUACGGGGACAGCGACGGCGCCAGUCUGAACAACGUGGUGGAUGUCGAGGGCGUUGGUCGGGUUGGUGGAUUAAACUGUUGGGAGCAUAUGCAGCCGCUUCUCAAGUACCACACGAAUAGCCUCCACGAGCAGAUUCAUGUUGCGGCGUGGCCACCUAUGCAUUCAGAGGAGAAGGGGGUUGAUAGGACGGUGACUUGGAAUAUGAGGUCUGAAGGUUGCAAUGCUCUUUCUCGCGUUCACGCUAUUGAAGCCUCGACCUUCGUUUUAUGUUGCUACUCUACUAUUUCGGCUGCUGGCAUCGCUGCCCACCGUAUCGAUGGCAAUCCGCUCUUUGGCCACAUUGGCGGUGGUGAUUCAGCUGUGUAUGGGCCCGAUGGCCGGAGGAUGACACAGCCUCUUGGUAUGGAUGUGGAGGGUUUUGUGUUUGCCGAUCUGGAUAUGGAUGAAUUGGUCAGUAUCAGACGUUAUGCGGAUGCCGUAGGGCAUUACUCCAGGCCUGACUUGCUCUGGUUGGGCGCGGAUACAAGGACAAAGAAGCAUGUAAGGAGAGAGGGUCAGGAUGGUAAUGCGGGUGGGGAGGCCAAGGAGAACAUGGCGAGCGAUCAAGAGAAAGGGGAAGUGGGGGGUGUAGGAGGUGGGAUUCGUGUGGCAAAUGGGAAGGUCUGA
Plenodomus lingam JN3 is the source of this 1077-nucleotide messenger RNA. RefSeq lists its product as uncharacterized. The record is from RefSeq and is a predicted model, not a curated record. Lineage: Eukaryota; Fungi; Ascomycota; Dothideomycetes; Pleosporales; Leptosphaeriaceae. Gene Ontology annotation, molecular function: catalytic activity.